AUGCCUGCGACUGAACACCAAGUCCCGCCGCAAAUCGACUCCCCGGCACAAGACCUGCUGCAGUCUCAAGUUAAAGUUUGCACAACGUGCCACUCCCUCGUUGAGUCUGCAGCAGUGCCUUCUCCGCCCGAUUCCGCCACAGUAUGCGCCCGAUGUCGAGAGCACAACGCACCCUCCAGAAACGCCAAUUAUCUACCCGAGGGCCACGUUCAUUGCAUCGACCAUGACGUACCAAUAUCGAGGCAAAUCCCGACAUCGACCCCCGAAGCCUUCGCCACGAGGCGCAGUCGGCUGGAGGUACCGACAUACCAGGGAGAUGUUAUCAUGGAGGCGCUCCGGCCAGACUCGGGGGUCCAAGCCGCACAAAUCCAGCCUACCCCCUCACCCAUUUUUGGCCAUAAACACGCUCUGCAACCUCAGUUGUCUAUUCAGACAGAUGUGACUCCUAAUCAUGUUGACUCUUUCCCUAUUCACACUACUGCUGUUUCCCACCAAGCCAACAACAGUCGUCGUUUGGACCGUCGCUCCUCUCUUCUCGAUCCACUGGCAGACAUAACUCGCAUUCGUAUGCGUUCGCGAACCCACCGAUGCCUUUAUCCCGGAGCUACCUUCCAAGGGACACAGAAAAGUGGCAGGAAUAGUUAUGAUGUGAACGUCACUAUUGUGGACGUGGAUUUCGCGUCGUCAUUCCUAUGCGGCUAUCUUCGCAUCAGAGGUCUUACCGACGAUUGGCCCGAGCUUACCACUUACUUCGAUGCGGAAAUCAUCGGUAACCGAUAUGGGUUCUUGACACGCAAUUGGGGUGCUAAUGAAACGGAGGACAUGGUUCAUUGGUCACGUUUCCCUGCAUUCCGACAAGUCAAGAACGAGCUGCGUAAACCAUAUCUUACUAUGGACGAUAGGGAUCGGGGUGCUGUCUUCAUGCGUUGGAAGGAACGGUUUUUGGUGCCCGAUCACAGAGUGCAAGAUAUCAACGGUGCGAGCUUUGCAGGUUUCUAUUAUGUCUGCGUUGAUUUCAAUCCCCCGGCCCAGACACCUUCUCGCUCACCACUUUCGCCGACACCCGAAGAUGACAUGAUUCCGCUACCUCUCUGCAGCCCAACGGAGCCUCCCCGACGGACGCGCCGAAACUCGAGCGUACAAAGAAGCAACCGUUCACCUUCGGCCAGCCGUGAAGCACCGCUGGCCACCAUGAGUGGCUUCUACUUCCACCAGAACUCAGAGCCAUACCAACAACUGUCCCUAUCGCACGUCCCCGAGCGAACCUCCUCCAGUUUCGAAUUCCGCUGA
Messenger RNA from Pleurotus ostreatus (oyster mushroom), 1290 nucleotides. RefSeq lists its product as uncharacterized. Lineage: Eukaryota; Fungi; Basidiomycota; Agaricomycetes; Agaricales; Pleurotaceae. The coding region runs from base 1 to 1290 and encodes 429 amino acids. Gene Ontology annotation, cellular component: extrinsic component of membrane; GID complex. The transcript is spliced from 4 exons. Gene Ontology annotation, biological process: proteasome-mediated ubiquitin-dependent protein catabolic process; protein targeting to vacuole; protein catabolic process in the vacuole. The record is from RefSeq and is a predicted model, not a curated record.